Pipistrellus kuhlii (Kuhl's pipistrelle) is the source of this 2750-nucleotide messenger RNA. RefSeq names its product zinc finger protein 385C (gene ZNF385C). The record is from RefSeq and is a predicted model, not a curated record. Bases 94 to 1611 code for a protein of 505 amino acids. Gene Ontology annotation, cellular component: nucleus. Gene Ontology annotation, molecular function: zinc ion binding; nucleic acid binding. The transcript is spliced from 9 exons. Lineage: Eukaryota; Metazoa; Chordata; Mammalia; Chiroptera; Vespertilionidae.
CGCCCCGUCCCGCCCCGCCCGCCCCGCCUGCCCGGAGCGCUGCGCUCGGAGCGCGGAGAGCAGGUGGCCGCGGCUCCGCUCUGCCCCGCAGGAAUGAAGCGGCCGCUGAGCCCGUCUCCCCCUGCCGAGAAGGAGCCCCCCGUAUCUGGAGCGGCCGAGUGCCCCCCUCAGCCCCCAGAACCGCCCAAGCCCAAGCGUGAGAGGAAGCGGCCGUCGUUCACGCUCUGCGACGUCUGCAACAUCCAGCUGAACUCGGCGGCCCAGGCCCAGGUGCACUGCGAGGGGCGGGCCCACCAGAGGCGGCUGCGGCAGCUCAGCCUGGGAAAGGCCCCCGCAGGGCCAGCAGGCCCGGCAUCCAGCACCCCCAGCCCCCUGCUGGCCUCCCUGCCCCUGGCUGCCAGGCCCCUGCAGCCCCCGCUGGACUUCAAGCACUUGCUCGCCUUCCACUUCAAUGGCGCUGCCCCGCUCAGUCUCUUCCCCAACUUCAGCACGAUGGACCCGGUCCAGAAAGCUGUCAUCAGCCACACCUUCGGGGUCCCCUCCCCUCUGAAGAAGAAGCUCUUCAUUUCCUGUAACAUCUGUCACCUGAGGUUCAACUCUGCGAACCAGGCCGAAGCGCAUUAUAAAGGCCACAAACACGCCAGGAAACUCAAGGCGAUUGAAGCCGCCAAGAGCAAGCAGAAGCCCCAAACCCUGGCCCAGGAUGGGACGCUGGUGUCCCCGCCCCCGGCCGUGGCCAGCGGAGGCCCCGAAGAGCCGCAGCGUAAAGCCGUUCCUGCAGACCCUCCUCCGGGGCCCCCGCUCCGGCCGCCACGGACGCCCGACCCGAUGGCGGGGGGGCCCGCCCGCGCAGACCUCUUGGACGCCGCCUCCUCUUCCUCCGCUUCCUCCUGCCCGCCCUGCUCCCCCGAGCCCGGGACCGAGGCCCCGGGGCCCGAGCCGGCGGCGGCGGCGGCGGCGGGAAGCGGCGUGAGUGGGGAAGGCCGGGGUGAGAAGGGGCGCCUCUACUGCCCCACCUGUAAGGUGACGGUGAACUCCGCCUCCCAGCUUCAGGCUCACAACACGGGAGCCAAGCACCGGUGGAUGGUGGAAGGCCAGCGAGGGGCUCCCCGAAGGGGCCGGGGCCGCCCGGUGCCCCGGGGAGGAGCUGGACACAAAGCCGUGAGAGUGGCCGGGGGCCGGCGGGGCCGGCAGGGGCCCAGCCCCCCUUUCCACUGUGCUGUCUGCCAGCUCCAGGUCAACUCAGAGACCCAGCUCAAGCAGCACCUGAGCAGCAGGAGGCACAAAGACCGCCUGGCCGGGAAGCCCCCCAAGCCCUCCAGCCAGCACAGCAAGCUGCAGAAGCACGCUGCGCUGGCUGUGAGUAUCCUCAAGUCUAAGCUGGCCUUGCAGAAGCAACUCACCAAGACGCUGGCAGCCCGCUUCCUGCCCAGCCCGAUCCCCACCGCAGCUGCGGCCAUCUGUGCCCUGCCCGGGCCCCUGGCCCUCCGGCCGGCCCCCGCCACGGCCACCACCCUCUUCCCGGCUCCCAUCCUGGGCCCGGCUCUGUUCCGCGCCCCAGCGAGAGCGGUCCGCCCCGCCACGGGACCCAUCCUCUUUGCCCCCUAUUAGCCCUUCGAGGGGGGCCAGGGCCGCCUUCGCAGCGGUCCCUUUCCCCAUCUGCCCCUCCCCGGGACGCCUCUGUUCCUACAUCCCACGGGGGAGGGGUUCCUGGCCAACCCAGGAAGAGCUGGGCUGGUUGGAAGGGCAGGUGCCCUUCACUCCAUCUGACUGGGGAUUCAGCUAUCACCCCCUGGCCCCAGGGCCAUGCCCACCCUCAGCCCCCCAGCCUUCUAGUCCUGGGCUCCCCGCACUUCCAGCCCCAUUGACCGGGAGCAAACGGAGAAAUCCCCAAGAUCUAUGCAAAACCCCAGCCCCACGGUGCUCUCAUACCCCUCUCAAGACCUACACCCACAUGGCCGAAGGCCCUAGAAAUCCCAAGUCUGUGACCGGCCCCUCCCCCCGUGCUCAGGGACGGCUUCUCUGGAGGAGGACACGGUGAGGGGCGGGCUCUCAGCCGGACUGGGUUCUGGGCAAUCUGGACACGAUGGCCAUGGGGGCGCGGUGGGAGGCUGGAGGAGGAAGGCAGCCGUGCUGGGGAGGGGCGGGGGCGGGGGGGGCACAGCCAUGGUGCUGGAAGCUUUCAGGGUCCUCCCAAAGGGAUGGGGCUGGGACAGGGGUGGUGGUGAUGCCCUGGCUGGGCCCUUUUAACAGAGGAAGUGACCAGUCCCCUUAGCCUUUUACCCAUUUCUCCUGAACCCCCAGCUUUGGGGAGGGGGACCCUGGGGGUCUCCCUCAGACUAUGGACCCGGCUAACACUGAGUCCCCCCGGGCCUCCCACACAGAGAGCUUUCUCCCCUCGCUAUCCAACCCCAACGGGUCCCUCGCACAAGUCAGCUCUCCCUCCUCCCAACCAACAGCACCCCAAGCCUCCCUCACUGUGAAGCUGAGUUGGGAUCCAGCCUGAUAACCACAGACCCGUGUCCAUGCUAACGCCACAACCUCCAUCCUAUCCCAGUACUGCCCAACCCCCUCACCCCACAAUACGGGACUUUGCCAGUAUCCACCUGUAUCUUUAAAAAAAAAAAGAAGAAAAAAAAAAAAGAUAUUUCCAAUGGGACAAUAAGGGGCGAAUGGGAGGGAAAAAACUUUUUGAUAACAGUUGUGGUUUUAUUGUGUCCAAUGCAUCAAUAAAUGAACUUUAAGCCCGA